AUGGACAGACCAGCAAAGAGAAUGAAAAUCUCAAACCCAGAUAUCCGGAACCCUCGAGAUACGGGCUCGAGAAUGACUGAGGGUCUAUUUACCUCUGAACAAGGCAUCCGUGGUGGAGAUCAGGACCACGGAGCCCGUCCCACACGUACCAUUAGCCUCAGCGAGUUCCAAAAACGAAACAAAUACAGCAACUACCAACACCUACGGCCCAUUCUUCCGCGAAGAAAUGCUGGCAUCUAUUUACUUCCUCGUGCCCCUGAUGCCACCGUCACCGCAAGUGUGAUUGAAGUCAACGUGAAUGAUGGAACAUCCACCUCCAAAGUCACAGAGAUUCCUGCUGCAACCACCGGCACUGUUGUAGAACUCUCGGAUGUCGGUCAAGUAACUGUUCCCGGAGUUGCCAGUGCUACCGAUGCAACGGGUACAACUACUACCUCAUCUGGCACAAUCACGACCUCAUCUAUAACACCUCCGCCAAGCUCCUCAACCACAUCUACAAGCUUGAGUCCUGCCGGCUCAGUGCUCUCAGACGCACUCAAUAGCACCACUACUCUCUCUGAUACGUCUUCCCAGGAGCGAACAGUUACUAUAACAGCAACGUCUACCUUUGAAGUGUCGUUGAUCAAUGGCACCGUGAUCGUAACCGGGACUUCAAAGGACACUACAAUCACAAAAACAGGUACGAAUAUUGUCACGGCCUCUCGAAGUUCAAGUUCUGCCGAAUAUACCUUCAAUCAACUGGACCCUGGAGAAAUCACAACAACUGGCUACCUAUCCAGUUACAGCGUUGAAUCGACAGAUUAUUUCACAGGUGCUGUUAACACAGGCAUAGCUGGCUCCCCAACAGCCUCAUCGCCUUCAUCAGCUACCUCUGAUUCGGACUCUGGUAGUAGCGGUCCAGGCCUAACUCCGAAGCAGCAGACAGUCGUUGGUGGUGUUGUUGGAGGCGUAGCUGGAGUUGCUCUAGCCCUAGUCGUUGUACUGUUUGUUCUCAGAUGGUACCGUCGUCAUCUCAAGGCUCGAGGAGAGCUUCCAGAACAAAUUGCAGCCCGCGAUCUUGCUGGUGGUACUGGCCCUUCUUACCCGAUGUCUCAACGCUCAUCCACCGUCCCGUUUGCUGCCGCUGUAGCCCACAACAUACGACGUCUGAGACCUCACAGCAAUCAAACCGUGGACACCGCUAUCACCGCUACGACUGAUCUGAGUGCUCGGGAUUCGGAGCGUGGAUUCCAGAGGAUUGCUGGUCGGAAAAUCGCGCCUGUCCUGGGGAGUGGUGGUGAUCCCUACGGGGGCAAUUAUGGUGCCUUUGAGAAAGAAAUCGGUGCAAGCCAUGAGACUCCUCCAGGUGACAAAGGUAGAGGUCUUUCGGGCGCAUCAUUCUACCGAGACAGUGAUGGAUUUCACGGUGGAAAUGGAACGCACUCGCCGACAUUCCCACCAUCUCCAACAAUUGCAACGAGUGAAGCUAGAACAGGCGAUGUUGCUACCACCGUUGGUUCUGCAUCCAGCACUCGAGAUUUUGCCAGACCUACCUUUCCAACCGCACUUAAAAGUGGCAGUCAGCUAUCAUUGACUUCCCCGAGCAAGCCCGAUGGAUUUGCCGUCAUGCGACCCAGCCCCGCCAGAACCCCUGUCACCUUGAGUCCAGCUGCCAGUUCAAUUCGUCUACCAAUUCAGCAGGCCCCGACACUAGACGAGAACGCGCCUCCAUUGCCAAUGAAUGUUCCUAUCCUUGGGAUGCAUAGAGAUGCUGUCGGCAGAAGUCUUGCUAGUCAAGAUGGGAGUCGUGUAAGUAAGAGCAGUGGGAGAAGUGCUGGAAGAUUUGUGGAGAACAUGUAA
Molecule: messenger RNA, 1839 nt
Organism: Exophiala bonariae
Lineage: Eukaryota; Fungi; Ascomycota; Eurotiomycetes; Chaetothyriales; Herpotrichiellaceae
Exons: 1
Coding region: 1-1839 (612 amino acids)
Source: RefSeq, a predicted model, not a curated record